AUGGCCGAGGAUACCCCUGUUGCUGUGCCCACCGCCGAGGCUGGUGCGCAGCCUGAGCGCGCCCCGGCCACCGAGACACCCAACGAGAAGUCGCUUGAGACUGCGCCGGAUACCAAGCCUGCUGCGCCUGCCCCCGAGGACAAGAAGGAUACCGAGACUCCCUCCGAGAAACCGGCUGCGGCGGACGGGUCGUCCGACACAAAGGGCGAGGGCAGUACUGCUGCUGCGGACGCGCAGGCCAACGGUACCCCCUCGGCGAAGAAGUCCUCCAAGGACCGUCGCCGCUCCAGCGGUGUGGCGGGCAGCAACUCCAAGCUGAGUCGCAAGAAGUCUCAGAGCAAAAUUACCAACAUCAACGCGAAGCCCGGCGAGUACUACCUGGCGCGUCUGCGCAGCUACGCGCCAUGGCCUGCGAUUGUCUGUGACGAGGCCAUGCUUCCGCAGAGCUUGCUGCAGACUCGUCCCGUCACUGCCAUGCAGCCUGAUGGGACUUACAAGGGCGAUUUUGUCGAUGGCGGCAAGCGAACCCAUGACCGGACGUUCCCUGUAAUGUUUUUUGAGACCAACGAAUUUGCCUGGAUCCCCAACACGCAGCUGACCCCCUUGGACCCGGCCGAAUGUAAGGACGUUUCGGAGAAGGGCAAGGCCAAACCACUCAUUGCCGCUUACAAGAUUGCCGCCGAGGGCCACGAUCUUGAAUACUUCAAGACUCUUCUGGCUGAUCACCAGGCUGCUCUGCAGCAGGAGAUCGACGAGCGCGAGGCCCAGGAAGCUGCCAAGGCUGCGGCCAAGGCGGAGAAAGCCAAGAAGAGCAAGCGGAAGAGCAAGGGUGCCGACACGGAUGUUGACAUGGAAGAUGCAGACAAGAAGAGCUCGAAGAAGCGAAAGAAGGACGCCGAGACGGAUGGCGAGGGCAAGCCCUCCAAGACCCCCAAGACUGGCACUAAGCUGAAGUUGACCUCUCCGAAGGCCCCUGGAGAUGAAAAGAAGGCCUCUGCGAGCAAAUCCAAGAAGGCCUCCGCUCCCAAGAAGGGCAAGGCCGCCAGCGAUGAGGAGCCUGCGCCGGAGCCUGAGAAACCCAUCGACCCAGAGAAAUUGAUGGAGAAGAAGGAGCGGGAAGUUCUCAUCCUUCGCCACAAGCUCCAAAAAGCAUUCAUUUCGCGUGAGACGCCGCCCACGGAAGAAGAGAUGGACACGAUUGCUACUUUCUUCGACAAGCUUGAAAAGUACACCGAUCUGGAGGUUUCGAUCAUCCGGAAAACGAAGAUCAACAAGGUCUUGAAGAUGAUCGUCAGACUUAACUCGAUUCCCCGGGACGAGGAAUUCAAAUUCCGUCGCCGUGCUAUGGACAUUCUGAGCAGCUGGAAGAGCGUGUUGGACAGUGAUAUUCAGUCGGAGUCGGCCGGCAAAGAUUCACUGCUAGCGGCCAACGGUGGCCCCAAGGAUGACGAGAGCGCAAGCACCCCCAAGAUCGAGAGUGAAGAGAAGGAACCCGAGGCUAAGCUGGCCAAGGAGGAUGCUCUGGACACCCCGAUGCCUGACGCUGGUGCCGAUAAAGCACCUGCAGAGGAGAAAGCAGUGCCAACAGAGGGCGAGACCAAGCCUACGGAAGACAAGCCUGUUGAGGAGAAGACCGAAGCUACUGCAUAA
Penicillium lagena is the source of this 1650-nucleotide messenger RNA. RefSeq lists its product as uncharacterized. The record is from RefSeq and is a predicted model, not a curated record. Bases 1 to 1650 code for a protein of 549 amino acids. Lineage: Eukaryota; Fungi; Ascomycota; Eurotiomycetes; Eurotiales; Aspergillaceae. Gene Ontology annotation, biological process: anterograde axonal transport. The transcript is spliced from 5 exons. Gene Ontology annotation, cellular component: mitochondrion.